AUGUCGAGCCGUCGCGUCCCUCUCGCCAAUAUUCAAAAUGCAACAAACUCCCCAAUGCGCGCCCCAGCCAUCGGAGGAAAGCGCCAACGCUCCUACGCCAGCGAGCAGCGUGAUGGAACCUAUGGCCAGCCACCGCCCAAGAAGCAGAUGGUCGAGGUCGACGAUGCCGAGGCUCGUCGUCACGGCCUUGUGCGUCGUAGUGGGGCCCAACCAACUGCCUUGACCCGGAAGCUCGAAGCUGCACGAGAGACAAAGGCCCCUACCAAGCAGGCCGCACAGCGAGCCGCCCAGGACUUGGAGACCAUUCGGCAAUGGCAGCGCCAUUAUCGCAAGCUCUUUCCGCAGUUUGCCUUUUAUUUUGACAGUGUCUCGGAUCCGCAAAAGGACAAGCUUAUGAGCAGAGCCCGCAUUCUCGGCUCGCGCGAGGUUAAGUUUUUCUCUCGAGAAGUCACCCAUGUCAUAACUACGCGCACUAUUCCCGUCGACAUUGACGGCAGCUCCUCCGCUCACAAAGGAACUGUCAAUCCCGCCCAGCUUGAAAAUAAGAAGUCAGUGUUCGAUGCUGCCCUUGAGAAGUCGGACCGUGGUGAUAUCCUGUACAAGGCCAAGAGCCUGGGGAUGAAGAUAUGGUCUGUGGACAAGGUGCAGCGAAUGAUUGAUACCAUGUUCAACAAGGAGACGGGUGAAGAUGUAUCCAGCCACCCCACGCGUCAAAGCACGACUACGCAGCAUAAAGGCCGCCCUGCUGAUCUACAAAGGUUACUGCAAAAUGAAAAGUUGGAUCGCGACUACGUCAUGGCUUCGCAAGACAUGAUUCCUCUUCGUGGAUACUAUGUCUACGUCCAUGACAUGGAUGAGGUCACGCGACCAGUUAUGAUCCGAGAAUACCAAAAGGUCGAGAAAGAGAAGGGCAAGUGGCCGCAAUUCCGCGCCUCCGGUAAUGGCAAGUGCCCGUUUGUGGAGGAUCCCCAUUUCGGCCGCAGACAGCAGGAAGAGCAGGAAGCGCGCCGUAGACAGUCGGCAGCAGCCCCGCGCACGCGUGCAGUCUCUGCCAUGGAAGAGAAGAACGCCCUUGUUGAGAACAACAACCUCGCCCGCCGUCCUAGUGCCCCCGCUGUCAUCACCAAGGAAGAGACUGAUGACGCAAAACCACUUGACCCGCCAAAGGCCCUCCCCCUCAAGCGCUGCAGCACAGCCGAUGGCCAACCACCCAUGUUUGGCAGCGCCCAGGCUAGCAUCCGAGCAAUGCCCCGUUGCAUUGCUGGUGAGCCUGUCGCGUCUGGAUUGCAACAGUCCAACGUCACGUCUGCCAUUCGCUCCCAAAUGAUUUCUUCUACCGCUGCUGCUCCUCGGGCCGGCAACAGCAAGGAAGUCAACCAGUUAAAACGAAAGGUCCUUGAGAAGAACAGCAUGCCCUCGGCGAAUACGAAUAGUGGUCAUUCGUCCGUAACCAAUGAUGUCAGGACCGCGCUUAGCCAUGAACAUUCUCAACCCAUGCGAGCAGCCAAGCGCAAAGCCCAAGAGACCCUGGGCCGAAUGCAUGACGAUGGAGACGAAGAAAGACAAGCUCGUAAAGCCGCAGCGCUCCGUCGACGCAAGAAUGUCGAGAAGGAGUUGAAGCCGGGUUACUGCGAGAACUGCAGGGAGAAGUUCAAUGACUUCGACGAGCACAUCGUCUCCCGCAAGCACCGCAAAUUCGCGGCAAACAUUGACAACUGGGUUGAGCUCGACCAGCUACUCGCCCAACUCGAUCGUCGGUGA
Messenger RNA from Bipolaris oryzae ATCC 44560, 1761 nucleotides. RefSeq lists its product as uncharacterized. The transcript is spliced from 3 exons. Gene Ontology annotation, biological process: regulation of cell cycle phase transition; positive regulation of nuclear cell cycle DNA replication. Gene Ontology annotation, cellular component: Dbf4-dependent protein kinase complex; nucleus. Bases 1 to 1761 code for a protein of 586 amino acids. The record is from RefSeq and is a predicted model, not a curated record. Gene Ontology annotation, molecular function: zinc ion binding; nucleic acid binding; protein serine/threonine kinase activator activity. Lineage: Eukaryota; Fungi; Ascomycota; Dothideomycetes; Pleosporales; Pleosporaceae.